AUGGAACACAUCUAUAUUGCAUCAUUAUUUUUAUUACAUGUAUCUCAAGAACCAUUAUUUUAUCAUCCAAUGUGUAUUAAUUUGCAACAUGAAACACAACUUAAAAUUAAAUCAUUUCUUGAAAUGGUUAUUCCAUAUGGUAAAAAUAUAAAUAGAGAAAUAUUAAGAGAAAUAAUUACUGAAGUAGAAACUGAUAUACCAAAAACACCUGUAACACUAAGAAAAAAAACUCUUAAGGAUUUUUUUAAUUCUCCUGUAACAUGGUCUGCUCAAACUCAUAAAUUAUUGAAUGAAAAAAAUAAAGAAUUGAGAAUGUUGAAAACUGAAUUAGAAGUAGAAAGAUUUGAAAAAGCUGAUUUACAGGAGGAUUUACGAAUUCAACAGAAUAAAGUACAAAAUCUACAAAAAAAAUUAGAAGAAAAGACUGUGGAAAUAAAAGCAUUAAAAGAAGAAAAAAUUAAACCAAAUACACCACAAUCUUAUCAUUUAGAAGAUCAAUUAAUACAAAAACAAUGUGAUAUAGAUAAACUUGAAGCAAAUAAUGAUACUUUAACAAAAAAAUUAACAUGUAUAGAAAUGCAAUACAGAGAAUUGAUAAAUUUAAGAAUGACUAAUGAAGAAUUGCGCAUUCAUUUAAAAGAACUUAGUAAAACAGCAUUUGAAGAACAAAGUUUUGAAAUAGAUGGAAUAGUACCUCUACAGUUAUCUUCAACAUCUUUAAAUACCAGUGAAGUUUUAAGUUCUGUAAUUGAUAUUCAAUUACAAGAAGCAAAAGAAGAAUCUAUUUCAUUAAAGGCACAAUUAAAUGCAGUAAAUGAAAAAUUGGAAUCCAUAACUCAAGAAUAUGAAGAUCAAUUAAAUAUAGAAGUGAAAUUAAAACAAGAAACAUUAGAAUUUGUGCAAAAUGAAUUUGAAAAUUUAUCAAAAGAAACAAUUGCAUCUAAAAUAAAAUUAAAAGAAAUAAUUAUGAAUCUGCAGGAAGUAAGAAGCAAUCAAGAUGCAGUUUUAAAAACACAAGAGAAAACUUUAAAAGAAAAAUGUUUACAAUUAGAACAAUUACAAAAAGAAUUCAAUGAUUCAAAGGAAAUAGUUUAUAAACAACUUGAAAAUAAAAAAUUAUUAUGUCAAAGUCUUCAAGCUGCAAAUUUUGAAUUACAAACAGAAUUUUAUAAACAAACAAAAACAAUAGAAGAAUUGCAACAAAUAAUAAAAAAAGAAAGAGAUGAGCUUAAUAAAAGUAAGGAAUAUUGUAAACUUGAAGAUAUAAAAAAAUUAAAAAUUAUACAAGAUUGUGAAAAAUUACAACAUUCUAUAAAUGAUUUAAAAUCAAUAAUUACAGAAGUAAAUAUAAAGAAUGAAAAUUUUUAUGUUGAUACUACAUAUAAUAUACAAAAUAUAAAUAAUGAUGAUAACAUUGAAAAUAUUUUAAAAAUUAUAAAAACAUCCAUUAAUGAAAUACAGACAUCACGUAAAUUAAUUUUAUUUCUUUCAGACGAAAAUACAAAUUUAAAUAAAACUUUAAAAAAUCAAAAAGUAAUUGUAGAUAAUUAUGUUACAAAAUGUGAAGAAAUCAAAUUGUUAAAAACUAAAGUUCAAGAAUUAACUAAUUUACAAGAAAAAUAUGAGCAAUAUGUAAAUAAUUUUAUCGAGAAUAAGAAAUCAUUAAAAGAUUCUUUAAAAAAUAUUAUAAAAUCAAGAGAAGAUCUGGAUAUAUCUUUAAAUGAAUUAAAACAAAAAUGGGAUAAUGUAUUAAUAAAAUCUACUAAUGUUUUUAUAAUAGAUAAUUUUGUGUGUGAUGAAUUAAAGCAUAUACAAAACAAAAAAAUAUAUCUAGAAAAUAUAUUAUUUAAACAUCAUAUUUAUCAUUUUCAAAAUAUAAAACCUUUACAAAAUAUUUUAUGGGAUUCAUUUUUAUGGUCUAAACAAAAAAUAGAAGAUAUUUAUUUGAAAACAAAAAGUGAACAAACAAUAGAUAUUUCAUCAGAUAUUUUCUCUAAUGAAAAAACAAUAAUAGAAGCAGAAUUACAUAAAAAUAAAACAUUGCAAAAAGAUAUUGUUCAAUUACAGAAUGAAAUAGAUGAUUUUUCAAAAUUAGUUAUUUCUUUUGAAAAUAAUUUUAAAUUUAAUGAAAUAAAAUUCCAAUCUGAAUCAGAGAAAAAAUUACAGUUGCAAAUUAAUAAAUUAAAAGAAGAUAAAAGUAAUUUAGAAAGUAAAUUAGAUUGUACAUGCAUAAAAAAUGCAAAAUUGGAAGACGAUAUUGAUGAACUUAGCAAUAAAAUACAAGAAAUGAAAAUAUCAUUAAAGGAAGUAGAAGAGUUAAAUAAAGAAUUGAUACAAUUAAAAGAACAAAAUUCAAAAUUACAAGAAGAAAAGAAUGAAUUAUGCAAGCGACCAAAAAAGGAGGAUAUUGAUAAUCAAUUAAAAGAUAUUCAUGAUAAAUAUAAAAUUAAAGUAGAUGAAAUUAAACAAAAUAUGAAAACAGCAUAUAAUGAACAAAUAACAAAGCUAAAUAAAGAACAAGAACAAUGUGUACAGGAAAGAUUGGAGUUACUACAAAAAAAAAUGGAAUUACAAUGUCGCAAACAAGCAGAUGAAUUAAAUAAAUACAAAGCUCAUGUUGCUAACAUGAGUUCACAGCUUUGGAAUGUUGGAGAGAAAUUAUUAAAUGAACAGCAAGAAAAGGAAAAAUUACAAAAGAAAUUAACUGAAUUGAAAACUAAAUAUCAAGAUUUGGAUCAAAAACUCGUUUCUUUAAAAGAAUAUAAAAAUUUAAAAUGUGAAAAAAAAGAUUUAUUAGGAGAAAAUAAAGAUAUUUUACAUAAAAUUUCAAUAAUAGAAGAAAAAACAACAUAUGAAAGAAAAUAUAGUAUUAGGAAUAUACAAACAAUGGGUAAUGCAUUUAAUGCGGAGGAUGAAGAAGGAGAAGUAUUUGAUAAUAUUUAUUUAGCUGAUAUAAAAGAUGAUAAUUCUUCAUGCGGCAUUGAUACAGAUAGAUUAUCUAUUUUGAAAAAAAGAAAUGCUCUUUGCAAACCUCAUUUAAAAUCAUCUUAUCCAGCGGAAAUGCAAUUUCAUCCUCUACCAUUUACAGAAGAAGAAAUUAAAUCAGGUUCAGUCCCAGAUGAAAUAUUUAAUGAUAGUUUAAGUCAAAGUUUACUUCCUGAACAAAAAACUAAGAAAAAAGAUAGAACACAGACAUCAUAUAAAAAACCUGGUCCUCCAACUCCUAGUAAAAAUGGAGGGAGAUUAUCAUUACAGGGUAAUGAAUUAAGAAGUCCAAGUUCAAGAAUAUUAAGAGAAAGAAACAAAGAUAGAGCAACGACUACGCCACGCACAUUGAAAAAUUUAUUCCUUUCACGACGUCAAGAUGAAAAUGUUAUUGUUACACCAAGAGGUCGUAGAAGAAGUAGCAUUUUCCGUAAAUAUCGUAAUGUAAAUGAUAGAUAAGUAAUCAUAUAUGUAAUAUAAAAUAUUUACUAACAAUAAUUAAUAUUAAUUGUAAAAAAAUGUAUUUUCUUUAUGCUUUUCACAUCAGAUUAUAUAAUAAUUGUAUAAUAGUAAAAGUAAAAUAUAAUAUAAUAAUAAAAAGUAUAGAAUAUAACAGGAAAA
Molecule: messenger RNA, 3606 nt
Organism: Apis dorsata (giant honeybee)
Lineage: Eukaryota; Metazoa; Arthropoda; Insecta; Hymenoptera; Apidae
Gene: mud
Product: kinectin-like
Exons: 11
Coding region: 1-3444 (1147 amino acids)
Source: RefSeq, a predicted model, not a curated record